GGCAAGAUGGCAACGGACACGCAUGUUUGUGGGCAGGUUUCAGACACACUGAAGAGAUUUGCUGUGAAAGUCACAUCAUCCAGCGUUAAAGAGCGCACAGAAAUUCUCAAAGAGUUGAAGGAAUGUGUGAGAGGAAAUGACCUUCCUGAGCCGGCCAUCAAAGGACUGUGCAAGCUCUUCUAUCUCACCUUGCAUAGAUACAGGGAUGCUGCGUCUCGGCGAGCUUUGCUCUCGGUCAUUGAGGUGCUGGUACAAUCACAGCCGGAUGCCAUAGCAACCAACCUCCUUCCCGGCCUGCUGAGCUGCGGGUUGGUCAGCAAGGGUGUGAUGCCUGGGAAGAGCACAGCGUCUGGGGCUUGCUGCGCUCUGCCUUGGACCUGUCUGAUAGUUCACGCCGUCUUUCCUACCCCGGACAAGAGAGAGGGUUCCAACUGGAAAAAACUGAUUGAAGUUCAGAGUUUGCUGCUGGCAGAGGCGGUGGGCGGAGUCUCAGGGAACGCCCUCAAGUCAAUCAGCAAACGCUUUAAUAAACUGUGGAAGGAGAAUCCGGGUCUGGUGGAUCAGUACAUGAGCACUUUGUUGAGUUUGGAUCAGAACUGUGUGUCAGUACCGCUGUUGGGUUUGUGUGUGGACUUCUGCACAGCACAGAAAGACAUCGCAACUAUUGACAAACACAAGGCAGCUCUCUUGGAUCUCUACAUGAAGACUGUCCUCAUGAGUAAGACCAGACCAUAUCAGCACAUACUGGUAAAGAGUGGCUCUCUGCUUCGUCACGUGUCUCACUCGGAGUUUAAGAAACAACUGCUGCCCACAUUACAGAAAGCUCUGCUGCGCAGCCCAGAAAACUCCAUGCAGACGAUCUCAUCCAUGUUGGCGUCCGUUACUCUUGAUCUGAGUCCGUACGCUCUGGAUAUCGGGAAAGGCAUUGCCAGUCAGCUGAAGGCAAAUAACACCGAGGUGAUGGAGCAGGCUGUCGAGGCUCUUCAGAAUCUGGCACAACAGUGCAGUGACCCCAGCGCUAUCCACGACCUCGUCAAAAAUCUCUUCAGCAUCCUCGGAGGCUCAGAAGGAAAGCUCACAGUUGUUGCUCAGAAGAUGAGUGUUCUCUCAGGAAUCGGAAGUUGUAGUCAUCACACUGUGUCUGGCUCUUCCUCUCAGUCUCUGAGCUCCAGUGUAGCUGUAAUGUUCAUUCCAUACCUGCAACAGGAAGUCCAUGAAGGCACGCUGGUACAUGCGGUGUCUGUGUUAUCUCAGUGGACGAGCCGUUUGACUGUUGAGGUGUCCUCAGAAUUAAGGGAAUGGUUUAAAAAAGCUUUCACCCUCAAGACGUCCACUUCACCUGUACGACACGCAUACUUGCAGGCUAUGCUCGGGGCGUUCAAAGGUGACUGUCUCAGUCAGGCGGUCGAGUUUCUCCCUCUCCUCAUUCAAACGGUGGAGAAAGCUGCUGCCCAGAAUACCCAGCAUGCUCUGCUGUCUGAGGGCGUGGCCGCUGCUGUGCUGCUCUGUCGACUGUCUGUACUCGACUCUGUGCCAGAAGCGAAACUGGCGUCCUUUUGGAACCUGGUACUGGAUGAGAAGAAGCCACUCUUCACCACAGAGAAGUUUCUAUCUCAGGCCGGUGAAGAAGCUCUCUGUACUGUCCUGCUGCUGUGUGAAAGACUGUUCCUUGAUCAGCCACAAAGACUCAACAACAGCAAGUCUCAGAUGUUUCAUCAGGCGACAGUGAUGGCGCUGUUGUCCCGUCUGUGGCGUGUUCGUAAGCGCGCUCAGCAGACUGUGAAGAAACUCCUGUCUUCGCUGGGCGGCUCCAGUCUGGCUCACGGCCUAGUGGGAGAACUAAGAGUGGUCAUCAACAAACACAAGAUUGUGCCAUCAGAUGCUCUUCAGACAGAAACAGGCGAGCUGACUGAGAUCGGACGCUUGUAUGUACCUCCACGGAUACUGCUGGACGCGCUGAGUGUAAUCUGCUCGGUUGCAGCCCAGUGGAACGACCCGGCAGAGGCGGAGAAAGUGGCCCUGGAUAUUCUCAUCGUUACCCAUCAUCCCUCUAUCGUGUCCAUCAGGUCUGAGUUGUGGCCGUCUCUGCUAUCCACCAUGAGGAUGAAUGCUUCUGAAUUCAUCGACAAACACCUGGAGACCAUCUUACCUCGCCUGCUUGAAGCCAACACUGACAAUCAGGCCGUUCAGAACGCUGUUGGAUCGCUGUCGGUUCUGUCCCCCACUAAACUGCUUCCUCGUGUCAUGGAUCAUGUGACCCAGCGCCUGUCCAAUCCUGCGCUGAGGCAGGUGACACGUCAGGAAUAUGCCAUCAUGCAGACCCCUGAGGGUGAACUUUAUGACAAGAGCAUCAUUAUGAGCACACAACAGGAGAGCACAAAAAAAGGCAACAUGAAACGAGAAAAUAAAGCUUAUUCCUUUAAAGAGCAGAUCAUUGAACUGGAGCUGCAAGAGGAGAUCAAGAAAAAGAAAGGCAUCAAAGAGGAGCUCCAGCUCACCAGCAAACAGAAGGAGUUGAUGCAGAACCAGCUGGAGAAAGAGUCCGGCAUCCGCAAGACUUUACAGGGGUUGGAUGCGGAGCUGCAGUCUGCCAUCAGUCUGUUGGAGUCUGCUCUGGCGCGUCAUCCUCCUCUCAUCUGGAUACAUGUUCCUGGAGUUCUGCAGGUUCUUCUGCCUCUCCUGCAGUCUCCUCUGGCCGCUCCCCGUGUCAAACACAUCUUCCUAAACGCCGGUGUCUGUCUGAUGCCGAAAGAACUACACAAUCUGGCGGUUCUUGUAGGUCAGGUGACUUUGCGCCAGUUGAAACCAGAAUGUGAUUUAGAUCCAGCUUGGUCACAAGAGGAUCUGGCCACAGCUACAGAGCGAACCAUCUUACUGCUGCACACACACACUGUACCUCAGAGAGAGGGCAAAACCGGAUCAGAUGCAUGUGCGCUGUCAGCACCGGCGUUCUCCUUCUGUUUCCCGCUCCUGCAGGCAGUGUUGAGUCAGAGCAGCGGAACCUCAGAGGAGGUGGAGCUCACCAUGACCCGCGCGCUACAAAUCAUCAACACACAUGCUCAGCUGCGUGCGCAAUCGGACGCCAGCGACAUACUUAUAGAUGAGAACGGUCCAGAGUUGCUGCCUAGAGUCAGUAUGCUGCUGCUCUUGACCAAAGUGAUCGGCACGUCCACACCUCGCCUGCAGGUGUUGGCAUCAGGCUGUCUGACGGUGCUGUGUGCCAGUGCGAGCGGGCGGGAGGGCUGUGCGCUCGCAGAACAAGCUGAAAUCGACGUUCUACUGGAUGCGCUGCUGUCUUCAUGCUUUUCUGUCAGAGACGCUGCUCUGAGGGGUCUUUUGGAAAUGGAGUUUGCACUGCCCACCGACAGCUCUGAUGCCAACGGCCUGAAGAUGUUGCAGAGACUCUGGGUAUCAAAGUUUGAUGUGGAGGAGGAGGGCAGAGCUCUGGCAGAGAAACUCUGGCAGGCUCUGUGUCUUGAUCUUGUCCCCGAUCUGUGUCCAUUGCUGAUCGAAGACGUGAUCCACCACGAGGAGGCCGUGCGGUCGGCCGGUGCUGAGGCUCUUUCCAGCGCAGUCAGCCAGUACCAGGACCAAUCCGCCAUGGUUCUGACCCAACUCACUGAACUCUACCAUGAGAAACUCUACAGACCUCCUCCGGUUCUGGAUGCUCUGGGACGGGUCAUUUCUGAAGCUCCUCCUGACCAAUGGGAGGCCAGGUGUGGCAUUGCUCUGGCUCUGAACAAACUGGCUCAGUAUUUGGAUGAAAGUCAGGUGACACCACUCUUCCUGUUCUUUGUGCCGGACGCUCUUAACGACAGACACCCAGAGGUGCGACGUUGCAUGCUGGACGCGGCGCUGUCUGCUCUCAACACGCACGGCAAGGACAGCGUGAGCUCUCUGCUGCCCGUGUUUGAAGAGUUUCUGAAGAACGCGCCGCAGGAUGCCAACUAUGACUCUGUACGUCAGAGUGUGGUCAUCCUCAUGGGCUCUCUGGCCAAACAUCUGGACAAGAGUGAUCCUAAAGUCAAACCCAUCGUGGCCAAGCUCAUCACUGCGCUCUCAACUCCAUCACAACAGGUUCAGGAGUCGGUGGCGAGCUGUCUUCCUCCUCUGGUUCCAGCUAUAAAGGAGGAUGCUGGUGGGAUGGUGAAGAAGCUCCUGCAGUUGCUGCUUGAGAGUGAUAAAUUUGCAGAGCGAAAGGGAGCGGCGUACGGUCUGGCCGGACUUGUGAAGGGUUUGGGGAUCUUGUCACUUAAACAACAAGACAUCAUGACGACACUGACAGACGCUAUACAGGACAAGAAGAACUCCAGACGCAGAGAGGGUGCUCUGUUUGCUUUCGAGAUGUUGUGUAACAUGUUGGGCAAGUUAUUUGAGCCCUAUGUGGUCCACGUUCUUCCUCAUCUCCUGCUGUGUUUUGGUGAUGGGAACCAGUAUGUCAGAGAGGCCGCAGAUGACUGCGCUAAAGCUGUGAUGAGGAAUCUCAGUGCUCAUGGAGUGAAGCUGGUGCUGCCCUCUCUACUGGUGGCACUGGAGGAGGAAUCCUGGAGAACUAAAGCUGGGUCUGUGGAGUUAUUGGGUGCAAUGGCAUACUGUGCUCCGAAACAGUUGUCCUCCUGUCUGCCGAACAUCGUGCCCAAACUGACGGAGGUUCUGACAGAUUCUCACGUGAAGGUGCAGAAGGCCGGUCAGCAAGCGCUUAGACAGAUCGGAUCUGUUAUUCGCAACCCUGAAAUCCUGGCGAUCACCCCCAUCCUAUUGGAUGCGUUGACUGACCCGUCUCAGAAGACGCAGCACUGUCUGCAAACUCUACUGGACACAAAGUUUGUGCACUUCAUUGACGCGCCAUCUCUGGCUCUGAUAAUGCCCAUCGUCCAGAGAGCGUUUCAGGACCGAUCCACCGACACUCGCAAGAUGGCCGCACAGAUCAUCGGAAACAUGUACUCACUUACCGACCAGAAGGAUUUAUCUCCGUAUCUGCCAAGUGUGAUUCCAGGACUGAAGGCCUCUCUGUUGGACCCUGUGCCAGAAGUUCGAACCGUGUCUGCUAAGGCUCUGGGUGCUAUGGUGAAAGGGAUGGGCGAGUCUUCCUUUGAAGAUCUGCUGCCGUGGCUCAUGGAGACGCUGGCAUCAGAACAGAGCUCCGUGGACCGGUCCGGUGCUGCUCAAGGUCUGGCUGAGGUGAUGGCAGCAUUGGGUGUAGAGAAGCUCGAUAAACUGAUGCCAGACGUGGUUCAGACGGCCAGUAAAGUUGACAUUGCUUCUCACGUCAGAGACGGAUACAUCAUGAUGUUCAUCUACCUUCCGCUCACGUUUGGAGACAAAUUCACCCCGUAUGUGGGUCCCAUCCUUCCCUGUAUCCUCAAGGCGCUGGCCGAUGAGAACGAGUAUGUGAGAGACACAGCUCUGCGCGCAGGUCAACGCAUCAUCAGCAUGUACGCUGAGACAGCCAUCGCUCUACUGCUGCCAGAGCUUGAGCAAGGCCUGUUUGAUGACCUCUGGAGAAUCAGAUUCAGCUCGGUGCAGUUGCUAGGAGAUCUGCUGUUCCACAUCUCCGGGGUAACGGGGAAAAUGACAACAGAAACCGCAUCGGAGGAUGACAAUUUUGGCACGGCCCAGUCCAACAAGGCCAUUAUCGGAGCUCUGGGCGCAGAGAGACGCAACCGCGUGCUGUCUGGCCUGUAUAUGGGCCGUUCUGACACACAGCUGGUGGUGAGACAGGCGUCUCUUCAUGUGUGGAAGAUUGUGGUGUCGAACACGCCCCGCACACUGCGAGAAAUCCUGCCCACCCUCUUCACACUGCUGCUGGGCUUCCUGGCCUCCACAUGUCCAGACAAGAGAACGAUUGCUGCUCGUACUUUGGGUGAUCUGGUGAGGAAACUGGGUGAGAAGAUCCUGCCCGAGAUUAUUCCCAUCUUGGAGGAGAGUCUGCGCUCGGACAAGAGCGACGAGAGGCAGGGAGUGUGUAUCGGCCUGAGCGAGAUAAUGAAGUCAACCAGCAGAGAUGCAGUUUUGGUGUUCUCCGAGUCUCUGGUCCCGACCGUUAGGAAGGCCCUGUGUGAUCCUCUGGAGGAAGUGCGUGAAGCGGCCGCUAAAACCUUCGAGCAGCUUCACACUACCAUCGGUCACCAGGCGCUCGAUGACAUCCUGCCCGCACUGCUUAAACAACUGGAGGAUGAGAAGGCAUCAGAGUUUGCGUUGGAUGGGUUGAAACAGGUCAUGGCUGUGAAGAGUCGUUCGGUGCUGCCUUACCUGGUGCCCAAGCUCACGGCUCCUCCUGUAAACACGCGUGUUCUUGCCUUCCUGUCUGCGGUGGCGGGAGACGCUCUGACACGUCACCUCGGGGUCAUUUUACCAGCGCUGCUCUCAUCGCUUAAAGACAAGCUGGGCACGGAGGAGGCCCUGCAGGAGCUGAGUAACUGUCAGACGGUGAUCCUCUCUGUAGAAGAUGAGGCCGGUCAGAGGAUCAUCAUUGAAGAUCUUCUGGAGGCCACUCGAGGAACAGACGCUGGGCUGAGACAGGCAUCUGUCACCAUCCUUAACGGAUACUUCUCCAGAACACGUAUGGAUUACAGUGCUCACAUACGCACGCUGCUGUCCGGACUCAUGCGACUUAUGAACGAUCCCAAUCCAGACGUGCUGAGCCAGAGCUGGGACACCAUCAACUCCAUAAUGAAGAAACUGGAUGCUGGCAGUCAGCUGGCCCUGAUCGAUGACCUACACAGAGACAUCCGCUCUGCUGCCGCUGAGGUCAAAGGUCAACACUUACCUGGCUUCUGUUUGCCCAAGAAGGGUGUGACGUGCAUUCUCCCCGUGCUGAGAGAAGGCGUUUUAACAGGAAGUCCAGAGCAGAAGGAGGAGGCGGCACGAGCGUUGAGCGGAGUCAUUAGACUGACAUCAGCAGAGGCGCUCCGCCCCUCUGUGGUCAACAUCACCGGACCUCUCAUUCGUAUCCUGGGAGACCGCUUUGCCUGGACUGUGAAAACUGCUCUGCUUGAGACGCUCACUUUACUAUUGGCCAAGGUGGGAAUUGCUCUAAAACCCUUCCUGCCGCAGCUGCAGACCACCUUCCUGAAGGCCCUGCAGGACUCGAGUCGGGCGGUCAGACUGCGGGCAGCAGAAUCUCUGGGUCAGCUGGUGUCCAUACACGCAAAAGUAGACCCACUCUUCACGGAACAGCUGUCGGCCAUACGUAACGCAGAAGACUCUGGAGUCAGGGAGACCAUGUUACAGGCCCUUCGGUUCGUCAUCCAGGGUGCAGGGGCAAAGGUCGAUCCUGCCAUCAGGAAGAACAUCACCACCACACUGCUGAGCAUGCUGGGACAUGACGAGGACGCCACUCGAAUGGCCUCUGCAGGGUGUGUUGGCGAGCUGUGUGCGUUCUUGUCUGAAGAAGAGCUCAAGAGUGUCUUACAGCAGCAUAUUCUCGCGGAUGUGUCUGGUGUAGAUUGGAUGGUGCGUCACGGGCGGAGUUUGGCUCUGGCGAUCGCGGUGAAGUGUGCUCCUGAUCAGCUGUGCACUGAUGAAUACAGCUCUGCUGUGCUGGAGGCCGUUUUAUCUAGUGCCACUGCAGACAGAAUCCCCAUCGCCUGCAGUGGUAUCAGAGCAAUGGGUUUCCUGAUGAAACACCAGCUCCGCUCGGGAGGAGAUGCUGUGUCACCCCGCAUCAUCACACAGUUUGUUAAGUGUUUACAGAAUCAGUCGAGUGAUAUUCGGCUGGUGACUGAGCGCGUGCUGUGGUGGGUGUGGAAGGAGGCGGAGAUUCCCACUCUGGAACUCAAUCUGGUCAAACCGGUGAUCAAAGCGCUGCUGGACAACACCAAAGAUAAGAACACGAGUGUCCGAGCGCAGAGCGAACACACACUCGUCAGCUUACUGCGACUGCGACAGGGAGAGGAGGGCAUGCAGAGCAUCAGUGCAAUCCUGGACUCGGCCAGCAAUGAUCUGCUGUCAGAAUGUUACCGCAGAUCAUUGAAGAAGAUCUCCGGCCUUCCCGACUCCAACGAAGAGAUCGAUGACACCAUCCUCACGUGAUUGACAGCUUAAGCCCCGCCUCUGCAUCCGGACAUUUCAGUCACCGAAGUUCUUAGAGAACGCUUGAAUCUACUCAAUAGUACAUUAGAGAGCUGCAUCAGUCAGCCAUACACACAUGCACACACACACACACACACACACACACUUCUCUUGUGCUAGCUUUGACUGUCCAUGUCAUUUACGCCACAAUGAAUGAAAGCCUGGGAAAGUGUUUAUUGUGCCGAACCCCCAAGUCAUCAUUUAAAAUGAAUAUUUUCUUUAUUUGGUUGGUAAAUUUGUCUUAGAUUUCUUCUGAAAUAUGAAGUAUUUAGUAUAUUAAUUUGUGCCAAUUCUUUACAAACACUGAUAUUCUAAUGCCCUUUUUAUUCAGUUUGGAUGGUGCAUGGUUUUUGAUGUAAUUCAUUUCUCAGUGUGUGUGUGAGAGACCCAUGAGCCAUUAACAACCCAAAGGAUGUAAUGCUGAUUUUUUUCAGUUAACAAUGUGGCCUCCAAUGAUGUUGAAUGAAUAAAUAGAAAAUGAAAACCUUGGUUUAAUAAACGGUUUGAAUUAAA
Messenger RNA from Myxocyprinus asiaticus (Chinese sucker), 8586 nucleotides. RefSeq names its product eIF-2-alpha kinase activator GCN1-like. The record is from RefSeq and is a predicted model, not a curated record. The transcript is spliced from 58 exons. Gene Ontology annotation, molecular function: protein kinase regulator activity. Bases 7 to 8034 code for a protein of 2675 amino acids. Gene Ontology annotation, cellular component: cytosol. NCBI's taxonomy places the organism in Eukaryota, Metazoa, Chordata, Actinopteri, Cypriniformes, Catostomidae. Gene Ontology annotation, biological process: regulation of translation; cellular response to amino acid starvation.